Messenger RNA from Xiphophorus hellerii (green swordtail), 797 nucleotides. RefSeq names its product troponin I, fast skeletal muscle-like. The transcript is spliced from 6 exons. The coding region runs from base 203 to 730 and encodes 175 amino acids. Gene Ontology annotation, cellular component: troponin complex. The record is from RefSeq and is a predicted model, not a curated record. Gene Ontology annotation, biological process: cardiac muscle contraction; skeletal muscle contraction. NCBI's taxonomy places the organism in Eukaryota, Metazoa, Chordata, Actinopteri, Cyprinodontiformes, Poeciliidae.
AUUCCUCAAAUGUUUCUUUCAGGCUCAGCUGCUGCAGUCAAACUUUGGGCCUUGAUUUCAGACAACUGGCUCUGUCUCAUCUCAAACACACACACACACACACACACUGAACCCAACGUCUAUAAAGACACCAGAAACCCGUGGAGGUUUAAUUCAUCUCUUUUCACCCACAAACAGCAGGAAGGAAUCAGCUGCAGGGAAGAUGGCUGAGAAGAAGAUGUCGCUGAGCCGCAGAAAUCAUCUCAAGAGUCUGCUGCUCCAGAUUGGCAAAGAAAUGCUGGAGGAGGAGGCCCGGCAGGCCGAGGAGGAGAAAAUGGCGUACAUAAGGGAGAACUGCCCCACCCUCUCCUUCCCACAAUGCACCCUGGAGCUUCAGGAGCUGUGUCGGCAACUUCACAAGCAGAUCGAUUUGGUGGAUGAGGAACGAUAUGACAUGGAGACGAAAGUAAAGAAAUGCAACAAAGAGAUCGAUGACCUGAAGAUGAAGGUCCAGGAUCUGAACGGCAGGUUUAAGAAGCCCACUCUGAGGAGGGUCAGGAUGUCGGCUGAUGCCAUGUUGGCUGCCCUGCUGGGCUCCAAACAUAAAGUGUCCCUAGACCUGAGAGCCAACCUGAAGCAGGUGAAAAAGGAGCUGAAAGAGGAGGAGAAGCAGACAGGCGACUGGAGGAAGAAUAUCGAAGAUAAAGCUGGGAUGGAUGGUAGAAAGAAGAUGUUUGAGGCAGAGGCUUAAAUAAUAUUGACCUCUAUGUUUUUUAAAAAGGUAACACAUUACAAUAAAGACUUAAUUGUACAACUAA